CUGACGGGGGCUCCACAAGGUGGGAGAGCGCCGAGAGCUCGUCCCGUUCCCCGUUCUCGCGAGCGGCCCGUCGGCUGCACAGAGGAGCGAAGCGGCCAUUGUGGAGGCAGUCGGUCGGGGUGAGGCCGAGUGGAAGCAGAGCUGCGGCAGAGAUUACUGGUUUUUGUGAUAACAGAUGAGCAGAACAAUACUUGUCACUAAUAUUCUUGGAUAUCUAACACACAAAUUGGCCUUCUGUAGCCUGCUGAAAUUUAAGUUCAUGUAAAUGUAAAUGAGCCAAGACUGCUUGGUUUUAUCUGACGAGUUCAUGAAGAGGGGGGAUAAGCUUGAUGGACAUAGACAAAUGAGACCAAAAACAUUCCCAGCCAGCAACUUUUCUGGGAGUAGCCGGCAGAUGUUGCAGGAAAUCCGGGAGAGUCUCAGACAUUUGCAUAAACCAUCAGGAGAUGUUGGAAGUACUGAUCAAAAUAUGAUGAAAUUGAGCACGGAAGAUUCACGACAACAAGGACGGAAUGCUCUUAAAUUUGUGACGCACCAAAAAGCCUUGCAAGAGAUCCGAAAUUCUUUGCUGCCAUUUUCAAAUGAGUACAGUUCAUCAGUUCGUGGAUCUGCCGAUGUAAACAAGCAGAUGUUGCAGGAUUUGGUGACUGCAGCAGGAUUUGAUGAGGACAUGGUAGUGCGAGCUCUCAAGCAGACCAACAGUCGUAGUAUAGAGGCUGCUAUUGAAUACAUCAGUAAGAUGAGUUACCAGGAUACCAGGCGAGAGCAGAUGGUCGCUGCAGCUGCAAGACCAGUGAAUGCAAGCAUGAAGGCAUCAGGAUCCAAUGCGGUUCAGCAAACAGUAAAUAGGAGACCAAGUUGGAAGGGUUCAAAAGAAUCGUUGGUUGCACAGCGGCAUGGUCCAUCAUUGAUGGAGGGCAUGGGAUAUCGUGCAGAAAGCCCUAUCUCUCAGUUAGAAAUGGGUCGGCCACUGUCUUCAAGUUCUGGAAUGACUGCGUAUACCCAGAGUCAUCCUGGGAAUGGACAGGGGUCUUUGGGAGCAGUGAACUCUCAGAGAGUGAAUCCCCCACCACUUCCAGUGAGAAGUAUAACUCCACCUCCACCUCCCCCUAGAGGGCAGACUCCUCCCCCACGUGGCACCACUCCCCCCCCAGCCUCAUGGGAGGGGAGCCAGCAACCAAAACGGUUCUCUGGAAACAUGGAGUACAUGAUCACGCGAAUAUCCCCAGUGCCGCAAGGAGCCUGGCAGGAUGGAUUCCCACCCUCCAACCAUGGUGCUGCCUCUAUGAUGAAUCCACCACCCCAAGGCCAGCGAGGAAUAAGUCCCAUUCCACUUGGUAGACAACCUAUAAUUAUGCAAAACACCACCUCUACUAAAUACAAUUACACUACAGGCAGAACGGGACAUCAGAAUGGAUCUGCACAGGCAGAUGGACCCAUGGGUGGACACUUUGUGCCUCAUCAAAAUGUGAUGGGUGGGAAUCCAGUGAGCCGUCAGCCACCUCCUUACCCUCACUCUCAGGCUAGUCGGCAAAGCCCAAGUGCCUUACAAAUGCAAGCAGGAGGUGCUGCUGCUUCCACCUACAGCAGUAACUUGAAUGGGAACGUUUCGCAGUCUGUCAUGGUGCCAAACAGAAACAGCCAGAACCUGGAUCUUUAUAACAUCAGCGUGGCUGGGAUGGCAUCUUCUUGGCCACAGCCUCCUCCAACUCAGCCCCAGUCUGUGGCUUGCACUCCAGAGGCGACUAACUGGCAUCCUCCCCAAAAUAUGAAUGCACCUGUAAGAUCCAAUUCUUUCAAUAAUCACCUUUUAUCCAGCCGACAGGCUCAUUCCAACUCACAACAAUCUGCUACCACUGUUACUGCCAUUACGCCUGCACCCAUUUUGCAGCCUGUGAAAAGCACUCGAGUACAGAAACCUGAACUGCAGACUGCACUUGCCCCCACUCACCCUCCCUGGAUGCAGCAGGCUGCUCCUGUUCCCGAGGGUUCUAGUUUGGGUGAAGCUCCAAGUUAUCAGCCUCCACCUCCACCAUAUCCAAAGCACUUGCUUCAGCAGAAUCAGCCUGCACCACCUUAUGAUUCCAUAGCUAAAGUCAGCAAUGAGCAGACAGCAAAACCUUCCACUUUAUUUUCGCAUAGUUUAGAAGAGGAUGAGCCUGAGAAGGUAAUUGAAUAUGGGGAACGGCUUGAUGCUACGGAGAAAGAAAAGAAACAGAUUACAACGUCGCCUGUCCCUGUGCGGAAAAACAAAAAGGAUGAGGAGCGUAGAGAGUCACAAAUUCAGCUCUACUCCUCGCAGGCAUUCAAAUUCUUUAUGGAACAACAUGUGGAAAAUGUGCUCAAGUCUCAUCAGCAAAGGUUGCAUCGCAAAAAACAACUCGAGAACGAAAUGUCGAGGGUUGGAUUGUCAAAAGAUGCCCAAGACCAGAUGCGCAAGAUGUUGUGCCAGAAAGAGUCUAAUUAUAUUCGCUUAAAAAGGGCGAAGAUGGAUAAGUCCAUGUUUGUAAAGAUCAAGACCUUAGGGAUAGGUGCGUUUGGAGAAGUCUGUCUAGCUCGGAAAGUAGAUACCAAUGCGUUGUAUGCCAUGAAGACGCUGAGGAAGAAAGAUGUGUUGCUGCGAAAUCAAGUUGCUCAUGUGAAAGCUGAGCGGGACAUCUUGGCAGAAGCUGAUAAUGAGUGGGUGGUUCGACUCUAUUAUUCAUUCCAGGAUCGAGACAACCUUUACUUUGUGAUGGACUACAUUCCAGGAGGAGACAUGAUGAGCCUCCUUAUAAGAAUGGGCAUUUUCCCAGAACCUUUAGCACAAUUCUACAUUGCUGAACUGACCUGUGCUGUGGAAAGUGUCCACAAAAUGGGCUUCAUUCACAGGGACAUUAAGCCAGAUAACAUCCUGAUUGAUCGAGAUGGCCACAUAAAACUGACUGACUUUGGGCUGUGCACAGGUUUCCGAUGGACCCAUGAUUCCAAAUAUUACCAAAGCGGUGACCAUCCUCGGCAGGACAGUAUGGAUUUCAGUAAUGAAUGGGGUGAUCCCAAGAGCUGUAAGUGUGCAGAGAGACUAAAGCCACUGGAGCGAAGAGCAGCUCGGCAACAUCAGCGUUGCUUGGCACAUUCCCUGGUGGGCACACCAAAUUACAUUGCACCAGAAGUAUUGCUCCGUACAGGUUACACCCAGUUGUGUGAUUGGUGGAGUGUAGGUGUCAUUCUUUAUGAAAUGUUGGUGGGGCAGCCUCCUUUUUUAGCACAAACUCCAUUGGAAACCCAGAUUAAGGUCAUAAAUUGGCAGACAACACUUCACAUCCCACCCCAGGCUAAACUUAGCCCCGAGGCAUCUGAUCUCAUUAUUAAGCUCUGUCGAGGCCCUGAAGACAGGCUUGGAUUGAACGGCACAGAUGAAAUAAAAGCCCAUCCGUUUUUUAGGCAAAUCAAUUUCUCCAAUGACAUCCGGCAUCAGUUAGCUCCGUACAUUCCAAAGAUAACUCACCCAACAGAUACGUCCAAUUUUGAUCCUGUGGAUCCUGACAAAUUGUGGAGUGAAGAUAAUGAUGGAGAAAAUGUUAAUGACACGCUCAAUGGCUGGUAUCAGAAUGGAAAGCAUCCAGAACAUGCCUUCUACGAAUUUACAUUCCGGAGAUUUUUUGAUGAUAAUGGCUACCCUUACAGCUAUCCUAAACCAUUGCAGUGUGAUUAUCAUAGUCUGGAAACAAAUGGGGAUCAGACAGAAAAUAACAAAGAAAAUGCUGCAUCAGGAAAGCGGAGCCAGAAUCGAGAACUGGUCUAUGUAUGAAUGGAAAUCUUUUUUUUUUUAAGGGAAAAUCCCUUGAUUGUUUAAUUCCCAGGGAUGGAUUUUAGCUUUUACUUGAUGCUUACAUGUUUUGGUUCUCAUGAACUUACAGAAAAAUAUAUUUUGUAAGUAUUAAUUUAUUUUAAAUGUUGUAAUUUGAAUCCUUCAUGUGAAUAAAUAGAACAUUGACUUUAGUACGUAACACUAGAGUUAAAAAUCAAUUGGAUCAGGUGAUCAAUAUCAUAUCAGUAAUAUGGGUCUUGUGCGUGACAUCAUUCUUCAGUGCACUGUCUUUAUCAUUAUUAGUGCUCCUUUUUAGGAAAGGUGCCUUACGUUCUUUAUUAAAAGAUUUUAGGAUCCACUACUUUCCCACGGCUCUGCUCUCACUACAAAAUUUUGCUUGAAAAGAGUAGUUAGACUAAUAGCAUGGAAAUUGCUACAUGUUAUGUUUCCAACAGUGAGGCUCUAUACUGAGAACGGGAAAAGAUGCACCAAGGUACACAACUAAACCUGUGACCCAUGUUUCUCUCCAGUCUAGACAUCUGACACACUGAUACUAGAUUUUGGACUUUUAACACUAUAAAAGUACAAUCUGUGCUCACACUGUGGCUGCAGAUGGCUGUAAUAUUAUACAAUCUAUUCUGUUCUCACAGGGGGUGUAGGGUAGACCUUUUAUACAUAGUGCCCUAUCUGGUACCACACUGCGAAAGGGGAGUUGACUGUACCAUUGUGGGUCCCAUGUUUCUAUCUAGUGAAGUGGCCCUAUCAGUGAUGGAUGCAUGCUAAAUGGCCAUGUCUGAAGCCUAGGAAAUGGUCUUUAACAGUGUGCCUUAAAACUUCCUGCUUGGCUUUGACCAAAUAUGAAGAAAUCAUUUUGGUGUAAUUUACAUGAAAAUCUUUUAGAAGCAUAUAGUCUACAGGUUAUUAGCUUUCUAUUUUUUUUCCUAAUUUAUGCAUUGAAUUAUUUAUAAAUUAUACUUGUUGUAUAAACAUUUAAUUUGUCAGUACUUUCAUUGUCUCAUUUUAUUUCCAAUGACAUUAAAUCUAAGUUCAUUUUCAAA
Leucoraja erinaceus (little skate) is the source of this 4848-nucleotide messenger RNA. It is a transcript of the gene lats1, whose product is annotated as large tumor suppressor kinase 1. The transcript has 8 exons. Lineage: Eukaryota; Metazoa; Chordata; Chondrichthyes; Rajiformes; Rajidae. Gene Ontology annotation, molecular function: ATP binding; protein binding; protein serine/threonine kinase activity. Gene Ontology annotation, cellular component: spindle pole. The record is from RefSeq and is a predicted model, not a curated record. Gene Ontology annotation, biological process: hippo signaling; regulation of organ growth; peptidyl-serine phosphorylation. Bases 272 to 3790 code for a protein of 1172 amino acids.